GGGGAGUACAUUUUGCUAUUUAUUUAAUUAAUAUGUAUAAGAAUUUACUUUGUUCUUACUUAUAAUUUCAGAAUGGCGUCUACCAGUGGAGCAGGAGCUAAAAGGAGUCGGGCAUCAGCGGAGCAGCUCAACGUGAUGAUCGACCUUCUCACGGAGAACGAAGGGCUUGCGUCCGGAAAGUUCCAGCGUCUCCAAGGAAAGCUGGAGUACCAGAAGAAGUGGGCGGAAAUGGCACAGAAGCUCAACGCUAUAGGAGGAGCUGUAAAGUCAGUGGAUCAAUGGCAUUCGGUCUGGCGCGACUUAAAAAGCCGUACAAGCGUACGUGUACGUGACCGGAAGAGGCAGCAGGCUCUAACAGGCAACAGGCCCAUCGACCAGCCGCCUUUAACGGAGAUGGAGAGGCGGGUAAUUGAUCUGAUUGGGAUCAACUACAUCGAGGGUCACGAAGCGGAGCUUCAAUUGGUCAUGGAGGAUGGGGAGGAUAUUGUCUUCCAUGCGGUGACGCAGGCGUCAGUGUUUGGAGAAGACAGCGAGGUGCAGGUCAGCACACCUAAAACUCCUGCGCAAACACCGCGUAGGGCUUUGAAGAGGAAGCGGGCGGAGGAAGAGAGCGAUGUCCAGAAAAAAUUUCUGGAAGUCGCUGAGAAGCAAGCAGAUGCCAUGAAG
This is a messenger RNA of Rhagoletis zephyria (snowberry fruit fly), 666 nucleotides long. RefSeq lists its product as uncharacterized. Gene Ontology annotation, cellular component: nucleus. Lineage: Eukaryota; Metazoa; Arthropoda; Insecta; Diptera; Tephritidae. The record is from RefSeq and is a predicted model, not a curated record.